Molecule: messenger RNA, 3980 nt
Organism: Gopherus flavomarginatus (Mexican gopher tortoise)
Lineage: Eukaryota; Metazoa; Chordata; Testudines; Testudinidae
Gene: TNPO3
Product: transportin 3
Exons: 23
Coding region: 109-2895 (928 amino acids)
Biological process (GO): protein import into nucleus
Cellular component (GO): nuclear membrane; cytoplasm
Source: RefSeq, a predicted model, not a curated record
UCCCGGUAACGGACACGGCCGGGCGAGGAGAUGGCGGCGGCCUGGAGCGGCGGCUGCUGCUGAGGGGCUGGAGCCGGGCGCGGAGCGGCCUGUGCGGGACCCGGAGCCAUGGAGGGCGGCGGAGGCAGCGCGGGGAAGCCGAGCCUGCAGCUCGUGUACCAGGCGGUGCAGGCGCUUUACCAUGACCCGGACCCGAGCGGCAAGGAGCGGGCGAGCUGCUGGCUGGGGGAGCUGCAGAGAUCGGUUCAUGCAUGGGAGAUCUCAGACCAGUUGCUACAGAUCCGGCAGGAUGUAGAGUCAUGCUACUUUGCAGCACAGACCAUGAAAAUGAAGAUUCAAACCUCGUUCUAUGAACUCCCCACAGAUUCGCAUGCUUCAUUGCGGGACUCUUUACUGUCCCACAUCCAGAACUUGAAAGACCUGUCACCCGUCAUUGUAACUCAGCUUGCAUUAGCAAUAGCAGAUCUCGCCCUACAAAUGGCUUCUUGGAAGGGCUGUGUACAGACACUGGUGGAAAAGUACAGUAACGACGUGACAUCACUGCCCUUUCUGCUGGAGAUCCUCACGGUGCUGCCAGAGGAGGUUAAUAGCCGAUCUUUGCGCAUUGGUGCCAACCGCCGGACUGAAAUCAUUGAAGAUCUGGCUUAUUACUCCAGUACAGUGAUCUCCCUUCUGAUGACCUGUGUGGAGAAAGCAGGCAACGAUGAGAAGAUGCUCAUGAAAAUUUUCCGCUGCCUGGGGAGCUGGUUCAACCUGGGAGUUCUGGAUAGUAACUUCAUGGCCAACAGCAAGUUACUGUCCCUCCUCUUCGAGGUGCUGCGACAAGACAAGACGUCUUCAAACCUGCACGAGGCAGCCUCUGACUGCGUGUGCUCAGCUCUCUACGCCAUUGAAAACGUGGAGACCAACCUGCCCCUCGCACUGCAGCUCUUCCAGGGAGUCUUGACGCUGGAGGCCGCCUAUCACAUGGCUGUGGCCCGGGAGGAUUUAGACAAGGUUCUCAAUUACUGCCGCGUCUUCACUGAACUCUGCGAGACAUUUCUGGAUAAAAUUGUUUGUACGCCAGGCCAUGGGCUGGGGGACCUGCGCACGCUGGAGUUGUUGCUGAUCUGUGCAGGCCAUCCACAGUAUGAGGUGGUAGAAAUUUCCUUUAACUUCUGGUACAGACUGGGGGAGCAUCUGUACAAAACGGACGAUGCAGUCAUCCACAGCAUCUUCAAAGCCUACAUCCAAAGGCUUCUGCAUGCUCUGGCCAGACACUGUCAGCUUGACCCAGACCAUGAGGGUGUCCCGGAGGAGACAGACGACUUCGGGGAGUUCCGGAUGAGGGUCUCGGACCUGGUGAAGGACUUGAUCUUCCUGGUUGGAUCGGUGGAAUGUUUUGCCCAGCUUUAUGCCACCUUGAAGGACGGGAACCCUCCCUGGGAGGUGACGGAAGCUGUUCUCUUCAUCAUGGCCUCUAUAGCGAAGAGUGUUGACCAGGAGAACAACCCGACGCUGGUGGAGGUGCUGGAGGGGGUGGUGCGCCUCCCCGAAUCAGUGCACACUGCUGUCCGCUACACCAGCAUUGAGCUGGUGGGAGAAAUGAGCGAAGUCGUGGACAGAAACCCUCAGUUCCUGGAUCCUGUGCUGGGUUAUUUGAUGAAAGGUCUCUGUGAGAAGUCACUGGCCUCUGUUGCUGCCAAAGCUAUUCACAAUAUCUGCUCAGUAUGCCGGGACCAUAUGGCUCAGCACUUUAAUGGCCUGCUGGAGAUUGCCCGUUCCCUUGACUCCUUCAUGCUGUCUCCAGAGGCAGCUGUGGGACUUCUUAAAGGGACAGCAUUGGUUCUUGCCCGGCUACCCUUGGAAAAGAUAGCAGAGUGCCUCAGCGAGUUGUGUGCCGUUCAGGUGAUGGCACUGAAAAAGCUGCUAUCUCAGGAGCCGAGCAAUGGCCUGUCUUCUGACCCCACAGUGCCCCUAGAUCGACUGGCUGUCAUAUUUAGGCAUACCAACCCCAUUGUAGAAAAUGGCCAGACCCAUCCGUGCCAAAAAGUCAUACAGGAAAUCUGGCCGGUCCUGUCGGAGACCCUGAACAAACAUCGUGCCGAUAACCGCAUCGUGGAACGCUGCUGCCGGUGCCUGCGCUUUGCUGUCCGCUGUGUAGGCAAAGGGUCUGCGGCCCUGCUGCAGCCGCUGGUCACACAGAUGGUGAACGUGUACCAGGCGCAUCAACACUCCUGCUUCCUGUACCUCGGAAGCAUCCUGGUGGACGAGUACGGGAUGGAAGAAGGCUGCCGGCAGGGGCUGCUAGACAUGCUGCAGGCGCUGUGCUUGCCUACCUUCCAGCUCCUAGAGCAGCAGAAUGGCCUUCAGAACCACCCAGACACUGUGGACGACCUCUUCCGGCUAGCCACCAGGUUCAUCCAGCGCAGCCCAAUCACCUUGCUCCGCAGCCAGGUGAUCAUUCCCAUCCUGCAGUGGGCCAUCGCCUCCACUACCCUGGACCACCGGGACGCAAACUGCAGCGUCAUGAAAUUCCUGCGUGACCUCGUCCACACUGGGGUGGCCAAUGACCAUGAAGAGGACUUUGAAUUGCGGAAGGAGCUGAUCGGGCAAGUGAUGAACCAGCUGGGCCAGCAGCUCGUGAGCCAGCUGCUGCACACCUGCUGCUUCUGCCUGCCCCCCUACACCUUGCCUGACGUCGCCGAGGUGCUCUGGGAGAUCAUGCAGAUCGACAGGCCGACAUUUUGUCGCUGGCUAGAGAAUUCACUGAAGGGUUUACCAAAGGAAACAACCGGGGGAGCCAUCCAAGUAACGCACAAACAACUUACGGACUUUCACAAGGAGGUGACUAGUGCUGAGGAAUGUAAACAAGUGUGCUGGGCCCUGAGGGACUUCACCCGCUUGUUUCGAUAGCUCGCGCGCCCACUCUGUGCCUGUCUCCCAGGAAUGUCUUUUUAUUUAGAAGACAGGAAAUAAGCAAACCAAGAAUGUCCCACAAUCAGCAAACUUCAUUGUGGCCGAGGGCUUUCACUCACUCUCGUGUGCGCCGUCAAACCCGAAGAGACGCUUCCCGCCGGAACACGCCAGUGAAGUUACUGUUUGUGAGAGAGGGCACCUCAACCCGACUAAAGAUGGCUGCAGCCGGACCUACGGCAUUGUAGGGGGAACGCUGCUUUCCCGGUGGACUCGCUUUAAAAAAAAAAAGAAAGAAAGAAAAAAACAAAAAAAGAGAGAAAAGAAACAAGAAUGGAAGAAAAAAAUUUGCCUGGUAGCAAAAAAAAAAAAAAAAAAAAAAAAAAUACAAAACAAAGUAGAAAACUUUCUGUGAAAUGAAAAAUAAAAUAAAAUUUACUUAAAACGUGGGGAUUAAAAACACGAUACCUGCAAAACCAAUUGUCUGCACUGGGAGGGGGGAAGGCACCAAGGUUUUUAGCCCACUUCCAGAACUCCCUGAGCUUCCUCCACUCCCCUCCUCCUCCCCCCCCCCCCCAAAAAAAGAACAAUCAGGAGGAGUUGGGUUCCCCUGUGCGGCACCGUGCGGAUCCUGCUGUUCGCCCCUGUGGAGCGCACUUCCAGACCUCUGGGAGUUUAAACUUAACCCACCCCACCCUGCCCUCCUUAAGCAACUCCCCCUAGCUAAAUCUGAUGCCAUCAAUCUGUCAGCCUCCUGAGGAGAGUCAGCCUGGGAUAGACUGUUAUAUAUUAUAUAUAUUUUUUUCUUUUUUUAGUUUUUUUUUUUUUUUUAAUUUGGUUUUAUUUGGGUUUUUUACCAUGGGCGGGGGGGAAGAGGAGAGGGCUGUAGAGGUCGCAGUGAUGGGGCUGACUAUUUUAUUCAACAGAUUUGGAAACUGCUCCCUGGGGAAUCUGACAUUGACAAGACCUGAGACCCUGCGCAGGCGUUAGAACUGAGCGCAUGCUGUUCCGUCUGGUGUUGUAGCCAUCUCGAGAACAAUACAAACAAAAAAAACAAAAAAAUAAAUGAAAACAUUCAAAUGUCA